AUGUCUUUAAAUUUGAACAAUAAUGAUGAAGCAGAUCUUGAAAUACAGAAGAUGAACGAUGAAUUGCAACAUUUAGAGAGAGAAAAACAAGAUGCUAAGGAUGAAUUACGAGCGGUCGAAAUGCGUAUCGAAGAACUUAAGCAAGCAUCAAAAGAUCACGAAGCAGAAAUUCGUCGAUUGGAUGAACAAAUCAAGCAACUGAAUAAUGAGUUAGAGAGACUGGAACAAGAACUCGAAAAUUUACGAGAUGAACAAACUCGCCUAGAACAACAACGUCGUCAACAGCAAUUGGAACAUGAUCGACUUCAAGACAAACUCUAUCAAGAAACAGAACGUCUUCGUGAACUUCAAGAGCAACUGAAAGAACUCGAAGAUCAGAAGCAUGAAUUAGAAGAGCAACGUGCACAACUCGAACAACGUCGACAACAAUUCGAACAAGAGAUACAUCGAAUCGAAGCACAAAUUGCACAACUUGAACAACAACUACAGGAGUUACAAAGUCGUCUUGAACAAUUAGCUCAAGAAAUACGAUUACUCGAAGUCGAAAUAGAUCGUCUCGAAAGCGAAAUCAAAGACUUAUACAACAGAAUUGAGGCACUUGAAAGACAAAAAGAAAAUAUUCAACAACGUAUUCGUGAAAAUGAGACAAAACUUGAUGCCAAUGAAGCUGAACAAAAAAGGAUCGAAGAUAUGAAACAGCGCAUAGCUCAUUUGAUCAAUUUAAAGAAGAAUCAUAUUCAAGAGUUGAAAAAGGAACAAGCAAAGUUAGAACAGGAAAAACGCGAAACACAAAAAAACGUAAAUCGUCUUAAAACAGAAUUGCAGGCGGCUCAAAAUCAAAUGAAUGAAUGUCAAGCUGUAGUCAAUCGGCUUCGGCAAGUGUUAGCUGCACUUUCACAAGAGAUACAGAAGACGAAUAGGGAAAUUCAACAGCUGAAUGGAGAAAAAAAUAAAUUACAAGGUCAAUUGCAGACGCAGACGAAAGAACGUGUUGAUGUCGAUAAAAAAAGACAGGAGACAAACACAAAACUUGAUGGAAAGAAAAGUGAAUUACAAAAUGCAGAACAACAACGGGAUAGACUUCAACAAAGCAUAACUCGUCUAGAAAAUGAACUCAAAACGUUACGUGAUAAUCUUCGCUCUCUUAUUGAUCAACGUGACAAGUGUGUCGAACAACUGGAACAUGAACGCGUAAAACAAAACAAACUUGAACAAGAAUUGAAAACAGAAGAAGACAAACAACGACAAGCAGAGCAAGCUCAUCAAAAGCAGGAACAACAAGUGAGAAAUGAUGAAGCAGCUUUACGACAAGCUGAGAGUAAAGAAGCAGCAGCGCGUAUGGCUGAACAACAAGCGCAAGUUGAAUUAGCAACAGCACGAGCUAAUUUGGCGGCUGCUCAAGCAGAGCUGGCUAGUGCAACAAUGGCAGUCGCCGCUGCCGCAGCCGUUCCAGGGGCUUCUGCUGCAGCAGCAGCCAGAGUAGUAGCAGCUCAAGUAAAAGUUGCUGCUUGUCAAGCACAAGUAACACAGCGCACAAUGUAUCAUCAAAUAAAAGCGAGUGAACAUACGGCAGCUCGUGCACAUACUGCAAAAUGUCGAACCACUCUACAACAAGCUCGUGUGAUGCUUCAACAGCGUAAAACGGAACUCGAAACUCAGAAACAACGAGUGAAUGCCAAAAAACGAGAACUUGACCAACAGAAAACAGUAGUAACAAUAACAAAAGAUAAACUCGAAAAACUGAAACAAGAUUGCAAACAAGCAGAACAAAAGGUCAAAGAAAAGGAGACAGCAGUGAAAAAUGAAAAGUCUCAACUUGAAAAACAGAAGAAAACAUGCGAAACGUUGAAGACGGAGAUCAAUCAACUUGAUACAGCAGUCAAGAACUUAGUUCAACGUGUCCAAAACCUGGAUCAACAAAUAAAAAAAUCGCAAGAUGCAUUGACACAAAAUGAUUAUCAACUAAAAGGCAAACAAUCUCAGCUCAAUCAACAAAAAACUCAAGAAACAGCAAAAACACGAGAACGCGAUGCAAAUAUAGCUGAAGUGAACAAACAAGCGGCAAUUGUACGAGAAAAACAGAAGGAAGUCAUGCGCAUCGACAAUCAUUUACAAAAUGUGCAAGCGAAUCUUGAUAUGUUGAACAAGUCAGUGCCAGAACUUGAGAAAGACUUAGCUGAUCAGGAUCAAACGUUAAAAGAAGUGCAAAAAGCAAUGCAAAAACUUGAAACCGAACAUUCGAAACUUGAAUCUCAGAUGAACGAACUUGAUCGUGAGAAACAACAGGCGGAACGAGAUAUUAAAACACUAACGCGUGAUAUUGAAAGGCAACGUGUGACUCUAAACGAAAAGGAACAUACAAAAGGCUCUCUUCAGGCGGAAGUGAACAGGAAAAAGUCAGAUAUAGCAGCAAAACAAUCGCAAAAGCUAGCACGUGAAGCACAAUUGCAUGCUGUUGAAGAGCAACAGCUAGCUAAUAAGCAAGCAAUCAAAAAUGUCGAAAGACAAAUGAAUAACACGGAACGACAGAUACAGCAACAGUCAACUUUACAACAGGAAACAAAACGUCUUUGUGAUCAAGCUGAAGCACAACUGCGUAGUACAGAACGUGAUCUUGAUCGACUUACUCGGCAGCUGAAUGAAAAACAAAAUGCGUAUGACAAAAGAAAAAGUACUGCGGAUAAUUUGAACACUCAAGCAGAGCAUCGACGAACAGCACAAGUGGCUGUUGAUCAAGAACUGUCGCAGCUAUCAUCUACACUUCAAUCUCGACGAGCAAAAAUAGCUCGCACACAACGUAAUAUAUAUCAAGCGAACCAGUAUAUUGAAGCGCAUCAAUCGAAACAAACAUAUCAAACGACUAAUGCCAACAAUACGCUUAGACCAUUUGAAGAGUAUGACAAUGAAGAGGAUGUGAUAAAUGUGACCAAUAUCCAAAAACUCAAUGCUUAA
Rotaria sp. Silwood1 is the source of this 2952-nucleotide messenger RNA. Lineage: Eukaryota; Metazoa; Rotifera; Eurotatoria; Philodinida; Philodinidae. The record is from the annotation of a GenBank genome assembly.